UUCACCGUACUCGCCGUCGCCUACCCUCGUAGCCAGCUAGCUUGAGCGAUGAUUGUCAAUAAUGGCGACGCGUUUAUCUUGAGUUUACUUUAACGAACCAUCUGAAGAAAACACGAAACUCAACAGAACCCAGGACGUUUGGUGACAACAUAAAUGAUAAACCAUCAAGAAGAAAGAAAGCUACUUUAACCCCAAAACGGACUGAGUUACGCAGCGUUGUUCAAGUUGAGGAGGUGGCAUUCUUCUUGCAGACUAGAGAGGCAAGGCAAUCUGCAGCCAAGCAGUUAUCCAGCUAGCUUGCUAACAAAGGUGUAGCUGCCAUUUCCUGACGAUGUGAUUACUUUACAAUCUUUCGUGUGAUUUUUUUUUCGUUGGAAUGUAAUGCAAGGAUUAAGACAUACAGAAAAAAAUUGGUCGAUGCCAUAGGUAGCCCCGGAAAACAAUUCAGAGUAGAAAGUGCGUGCCAUUCAACAGCUUUCAAGCUAGCGCUUUAGUCUAGCUAGUAGUGCUUGCUAUAGUGAUAGAUACUUUACACAGCUACUGUAACGGUGAACGACGUUAGCGUGUCGCUAGUUAGCUAUUCAGCUUAAGUCCAGAUCACUGUUGUGUUGGUCUCACCACGUUAAACUAUUAGCAGCUGUUUUCCUGGACAGUCUGUUAACAUUUAGAAGCAGACUUGUCCGUCGAAGUGGCUUGUCAGGAAGGUAGCUAGCUCGGGUCGCUAGCUUGCUAUUACUAUUAUUUUUCUUUGCAAGAUCCUUUUAAAUGACAACCGGCAGGAAUAACCGUGUGAUGAUGGAAGGAGUGGGUGCAAGAGUGAUCCGUGGUCCCGAUUGGAAAUGGGGAAAACAGGAUGGUGGAGAGGGACAUGUUGGCACCGUUAGGAGUUUCGAAAGUCCUGAAGAAGUGGUGGUUGUCUGGGAUAACGGGACUGCUGCCAAUUACCGUUGCUCCGGUGCAUACGACGUGAGGAUAUUUGACAGUGCACCGACAGGUAUAAAGCACGAUGGCACCAUGUGUGACACCUGCCGCCAGCAGCCUAUCAUCGGCAUCCGCUGGAAGUGUGCAGAGUGCACCAACUAUGACCUGUGCACCACCUGUUACCAUGGAGACAAGCAUCACCUUCGUCAUCGGUUCUACAGAAUCACAACACCCGGCAGCGAGAGGGUCCUGUUGGAGUCCCGGCGCAAGUCGAAGAAGAUCACGGCACGGGGCAUCUUCACGGGCGGCCGGGUGGUGAGAGGGGUGGACUGGCAGUGGGAGGACCAGGACGGAGGCAACGGGAGGAGAGGGAAGGUGACGGAGAUCCAGGACUGGAGUGCGGCCAGCCCCCACAGUGCUGCCUACGUCCUGUGGGACAACGGAGCCAAAAACCUCUACAGAGUGGGCUUUGAGGGGAUGUCGGAUCUGAAAUGCGUCCAGGAUGCCAAAGGAGGCUCGUUCUACAGAGACCACUGCCCCGUGCUCGGCGAGCAGAACGGGAACAGGAACCCCGGGGGGCUGCAGAUCGGGGACCUGGUCAACAUCGACCUGGACCUGGAGAUCGUCCAGUCCCUGCAGCACGGCCACGGGGGCUGGACCGACGGCAUGUUCGAGACCCUCACCACCACCGGCACUGUGUGCGGCAUCGACGAGGACCACGACAUCGUGGUGCAGUACCCCUCCGGGAACAGGUGGACGUUCAACCCGGCGGUGCUGACCAAGGCCAACGUGGUGCGCAGCGGGGAGGUGGCGGCCGGGGCAGAGGGGGGCAGCUCCCAGUUCCUGGUGGGAGACCUGGUCCAGAUCUGCUACGACAUUGACCGCAUCAAGCUGCUGCAGAGAGGACACGGGGAGUGGGCUGAGGCCAUGCUGCCUACCCUGGGGAAGGUGGGCAGGGUGCAGCAGAUCUACUCAGACAGUGACCUAAAGGUGGAGGUGUGCGGUACCUCCUGGACCUACAACCCUGCCGCCGUCACCAAGGUAGCCCCCUCGGGAUCUGCCGUCACCAACGCCUCCGGAGAGCGCCUGUCCCAGCUCCUGAAGAAGCUGUUUGAGACCCAGGAAUCAGGCGACAUCAACGAGGAGCUGGUGAAGGCUGCAGCCAACGGAGACCUGGCCAAGGUGGAGGACAUCCUCAAGAGGCCCGACGUGGACGUGAACGGCCAGUGUGCUGGACACACGGCCAUGCAGGCGGCCAGCCAGAACGGCCACGUGGACGUCCUCAAACUGCUGCUGAAGCACAACGUCGACCUGGAGGCCGAGGAUAAGGAUGGAGACCGGGCAGUGCACCACGCCUCGUUCGGUGACGAGGGCUCGGUGAUCGAGGUGCUGCAGAGGGGCGGGGCCGACCUGAACGCCAGGAACAAGAGGAGACAGACCCCACUGCACAUCGCUGUCAACAAGGGCCACCUGCAGGUGGUGAAGACCCUGCUGGACUUCGGCUGCCACCCCAGCCUCCAGGACUCGGAGGGAGACACGCCCCUCCACGACGCCAUCAGUAAGAAGAGGGAUGACAUGCUGUCUGUGCUGCUGGAGGCUGGCGCCGACGUCACCAUCACCAACAACAACGGCUUCAACGCCCUCCACCACGCCGCCCUGCGAGGGAACCCCAGUGCCAUGAGAGUGCUGCUGUCCAAGCUGCCCAGGCCCUGGAUCGUAGAUGAGAAGAAGGAUGAUGGUUACACAGCCCUGCACCUGGCCGCCCUCAACAACCACGUGGAGGUGGCCGAGCUGCUGGUGCACCAGGGCAGUGCCAGCCUGGACAUCCAGAACGUUAACCAGCAGACAGCUCUGCACCUGGCUGUGGAGAGGCAACACACGCAGAUAGUCCGGCUGCUGGUGCGAGCGGAGGCCAAGCUGGAUGUGCAGGAUAAGGACGGGGACACGCCCCUCCACGAGGCCCUGCGUCACCACACGCUGUCCCAGCUGAGGCAGAUCCAGGACAUGCACGACGUCAGCAAGGUGGAGCCCUGGGAGCCCUCCAAGAACACGUUGAUCAUGGGUCUAGGCACCCAGGGGGCAGAGAAGAAGAGUGCAGCAUCCAUCGCCUGCUUCCUGGCUGCUAACGGGGCUGACCUGACCAUCCGCAACAAGAAGGGCCAGUCUCCCCUGGACCUGUGUCCUGACCCCAGCCUCUGCAAGGCCCUGGCCAAGUGCCACAAAGAGAAGACCAGUGGGCAGGUGGGUUCCCGCAGCCCCUCUCUGAGCAGCAGCCACGAGACGCUGGAGGAGUGCAUGGUGUGCUCGGACAUGAAGAGGGACACGCUGUUCGGGCCCUGCGGACACAUCGCCACCUGCUCCCUCUGCUCGCCACGUGUCAAGAAGUGUCUGAUCUGCAAGGACCAGGUCCAGUCCAGGACCAAGAUCGAGGAGUGCGUGGUGUGCUCUGACAAAAAAGCCGCCGUCCUCUUCCAGCCCUGUGGUCACAUGUGUGCUUGCGAGAAUUGUGCCAGCCUCAUGAAGAAGUGCGUUCAGUGUCGGGCUGUUGUCGAACGCCGCACUCCCUUUGUUAUGUGCUGUGGAGGGAAAGGUAUGGAGGAUGAUCCAGCUGAUGAUGAUGAUGAUGAUGAUGAUGAUGAUGAUGAGGACCUUACAGGUAGCACUAACUCUAUAGCUGGGGGCUCACAGGACCUGCUCCAGCCCAACAAUCUGGCCCUGAGUUGGUCCAGCGGGAACAUCCCCGCCCUGCAGAGGGACAAGGACAACACCAACGUCAACGCCGACGUCCAGAAGCUCCAGCAGCAGCUCCAGGACAUCAAGGAGCAGACGAUGUGCCCCGUGUGUCUGGACCGGCUGAAGAACAUGAUCUUCAUGUGUGGCCACGGCACAUGCCAGCUGUGCGGAGACCGCAUGAGCGAGUGUCCCAUCUGCCGCAAGGCCAUUGAGCGUCGCAUCCUCCUCUACUAGACCCCCGGGCCGUCUCUGUCGGCCAACCCCUCGGAUGGCCCAACACCCCACACACACACACAAAUUCAACACUACACCAAAACCGACACAUAUAAGACUUCUUCUCAAGCAUAGCAGUUGGGGCUUCUUUCGAGUGAAGACCCGUUGCAAGUAAAACUCUUAAGACAAAACCAACAAGAAGAAAAAAAAGAAGAUUGAGGUUCCUCGAAACGUUCUCUUGUCUCAGCUUCCGGCUGUAGCAAAAAGCUGUCCCGGGUGCCCCCACCCCCCAUCCCAUCAGGAAAGGUGCUUUGUCAUCAGAUAGUACCCCUCCCUCACUCUCCCCCUCCCUUUUCAUUUCUUCUUCCUCCAUCCCCUUUGCCCUCCUUCCUCCGUCUCUCCAAGAGGACAAAGCCCACCUCCUGUAGUCACUCCAUCUGGGCUGGGGCCGUGGACUUGUGGCCUUGGAUGUGAGGUGUGUGGGGGGGGUUGGGGGGGGUGCAGUGACUGCAGCUCUGCAGCCUGCUUCACGACCUGCUGUCCUGUGUCUGCUCCAUUAUGCAAGCGCACUGGUAUUGGAAACUGAUGGCCGGAGACGUUUGCCACCCGGCUCGUGGUGACGUUUCACGUCCGCACAGUGGGCGGCUAUCUCUUCUCUCUCUGUUUGGGACGCUCAGCAAGCUAGGCUGGGUUCGUGCCCUGGGACGGUCACUAAGGAGGUGGAUGUUGUUUUCGGUCGACCUUUGUGGUAGGGUGCAACACAUGCCUCCCCCCUCCACCCUCUCUCUCUCCCCCCCCCUCUCUCUUUCUCCCCCCCCCCCCCUCUCUCCCUCUCUCUCUCCCUCCCUCUCUCUCGGCAGCACUUCGUAGUAGUCUUUCUUCAGGAGCUCUUUCUGUCUGCGGACUCUGCUGACGUGGAGUGCGCUCUGCUGGGACAGUGGAAGCCCACCGCCGCUCUCUGACGAGGUAGCCUACUGUUCGAGCGGUCCCGUCGUCGCCUGGAAGAACGUCGCCCGUACCUCCAGUUGACGGGACUCUCCACCGUUGAGUGACGGCACACUUUUAGUAUUGCGACGCCCCGUAAGGAGCUGUUACUGGAUGCAAGACAAAGACUGGUACAGCCGAGCCGCCACCGUACUCCCUGACCAUCGUGACGUCGACCACAGAAUGAAUUGGCGCGGGAGCUUGAAAGGAAUUGCGGGCGUCAGUGUCAGCUUGGUGUCCAGCUGUUGUUCCGAGACUGUUCCACAGGUGCUGUCGGUCCCACACAGGCUUAGCGUCCAGUAAGCAUUGCUAAUUACCAUUGAUGACUCUGUGCCAUUGCUUCCAAAAAUAUGUACUCGUUAAAAAAGACGUGUUUCGGGACCUUAAACCCUGUAUUACUUUGUAUUUUCUUUGAAUAAAUCAACAUCGACGGAGCUAGGAGUGUACAAUCUAAUGGAAAGCAACAACAACAAAAACGACAUUUGUAGAGAGUAAAUUAUUUUGUAUUGCUGCCCCGAAAUAAAUAGGAUUUCUAGGUAUGUCUGCCUUCCUUCAAUGUAGCCAGGGACAUUUUGUUUGGAUAUUAAUGUUGAGGCAGUUUUUUUCUUAUUAGCUCACUGCCUAUCACUAUUAGAAGCAUUUUCCUCUUCUUUUUUUUAAUCAAUAAUUGAAUUAGGUCUUAGCGCGCCCAACACGUUUCUGAGCCGGUUGUAUAAUGGGAAUAGGGAGACGUUUCUCUUCUUUUUGUCAAGAAGUGUUCCCAUAUCCUCCUAGCAGUGUUUGAAGGUGAUGAAGCGUUGGCUUUGAGAUCAUUCACACAGUGCUUGCCUUGUGGCAAACAGCCACAUCACCUCUGUGACUGAACAAACCACCACAUCUUCAGUUUUCCCCCCCAGCAGCAAGAACAAGAAAUUCUGAGGACAGAAAGUAGAAAAUGUACUUUUAAACACCAGUCUUUGUUCUUUUCACCGUACAUGUUAACAUUUUAAGCUAGAAGCUCUAAUAUGCUUUAUGGUAGUAUCGUCUUGUUACAGUUGUUAUAAAGGCCGAUUUUGUACCUUAUUUUCAAUACUUAAAACUGUCCAGAUUGAAAAGGUUUGUGUAGUAUUCUUUCCUUUUUUUGGCAUGAAUGUUUGAUGUAUGCAGUACGUACAACAUGUAUCAUAAAAGUUGUUCACUCUGUAUUGCUAAUAAGUGCUUUUAAAACAAACAUAUAGCUGAAAUAAAGUUCACUGAACCUGGGACAUCUA
Hypomesus transpacificus is the source of this 6101-nucleotide messenger RNA. RefSeq names its product MIB E3 ubiquitin protein ligase 1 (gene mib1). Gene Ontology annotation, molecular function: zinc ion binding; protein binding; ubiquitin-protein transferase activity. The transcript is spliced from 22 exons. The coding region runs from base 766 to 3888 and encodes 1040 amino acids. Gene Ontology annotation, cellular component: cytoplasm. Lineage: Eukaryota; Metazoa; Chordata; Actinopteri; Osmeriformes; Osmeridae. Gene Ontology annotation, biological process: protein ubiquitination. The record is from RefSeq and is a predicted model, not a curated record.